CGAUCUUCUCUUCCCUCCCUCCCUCCCUCCCUCCUCCCAUUUUGUCGCCCUCCGCUCUCUCUGUGCAAUUGCACAGUACGAGCUCACCAAUCGUAUAAAUUCUCUUUCGGGCCGGCAACAUCGGCAAGUCAAUAGUGAUCCUUGGCCUCGUCAAAAGCCGGAUUGAUCUGCAUUAGCUUUAGCAUCAUCGAGCUUCUCGCUCCCCACCCAAGCUCCUCUCCGCAUUCUCCGCACCUCAACCUCGACUCACUUCCUCCCUUCCCCCUCUUCCCUCUCCUCCCUCUUCAAUACACACACAAUGGCCUUCCGACAGCGCCUCGCAAAGCCGCUCCUCUACACGACUGGAGCAGCCGCCCUCGGCGGCGGCGUCCUCUACUACACCUACCGGCCCCGCAACAUACCAGGCCAAGACCCCGCGGUCGUCGGACCACCCGGCUACGGCGCAGAAGGCAGAUUCCGGCCUCCUCGAUUCCCAAAAGUCAGGAGCAGAGAUGACCAAAUUAGGGAUCUGAAGCGGAGUGGAGGGAGCAAGGGCGCGACGACGGGCUUGUUCAAGUCCAGCGAAGAGGCAGCGCCGCAGAACGACGAGGAUGUGUAUGAUCUGCUGGUCAUUGGCGCCGGGGCUACAGGCGCGGGGAUUGCGUUGGAUGCGGUGACGAGGGGGUUGAGGGUUGCGAUUGUGGAGAGGGAUGAUUUUGCAAGUGGGACGAGUAGUAAGAGUACGAAAUUGGUGCAUGGCGGGGUCAGAUAUUUGGAGAAGGCGGUUUGGGAGCUGGAUUAUAACCAAUAUGCGCUGGUGAAGGAGGCAUUGAGGGAGAGGAAAUACUUUUUGGACACGGCCCCGCACUUGUCGAGUUGGUUGCCCAUUAUGCUGCCGUUGGACAAGUGGUGGAAGGCUCCUUAUUACUGGGCGGGAACGAAGGCAUAUGAUUUCUUGGCCGGGUCAGAGGGAAUUGAGAGUUCAUACUUUUUGACAAGGAGUAAAGCUUUGGAUGCUUUCCCUAUGCUGAAGAAGGACAACUUGGUUGGUGCCCUGGUAUACUAUGAUGGUGCACACAACGAUUCGAGGAUGAACGUGUCCUUGGCAAUGACAGCCGCUUUAUACGGCGCAACGGUUGUCAAUCACAUCGAAGUCACAGGCCUAGAAAAGGGCGCAAACGGGCAGCUAUGCGGAGCACGUGUCAAGGACUUGGUCCAAGAAAAGAACGGCAAGAAAGCUGACGAAUUCGUCAUCCGAGCCAAAGGCAUCAUCAACGCCACUGGACCCUUCACCGACUCAAUUCGCAAAAUGGAUGACCAAAACGUCAAGGAAAUCGUUGCCCCCAGCUCCGGCGUGCAUGUCGUUCUCCCCGGCUACUACAGCCCGCAAAAGAUGGGUCUCAUUGAUCCCAAAACCUCUGAUGGCAGAGUAAUCUUCUUCCUCCCCUGGCAAGGCAAUACCAUUGCCGGCACGACCGAUGCCCCCACGAAAAUCUCCUACAAUCCUGUAGCAGGCGAGGAAGAAAUCGACUGGAUCCUCUCUGAAAUUAGUCACUACCUAUCUCCCGACAUCAACGUGCGUCGUGGCGACGUUCUCGCUGCAUGGUCGGGCAUCCGUCCCCUGGUCAAAGACCCGAAUGCAAAGAACACCGAGUCCCUCGUCCGCAAUCACCUGAUCAACGUCUCUCCAUCCGGGCUCUUGACUUGUGCGGGUGGCAAAUGGACGACUUACAGACAGAUGGCCGAAGAAGCCGUCGACGAAGCUGUCAAAACCUUCUCUCUCACCACAAAACCCGUGCUUAACGCUCCAGACGUUAGCGGAACAGAGAUGGUCGACGACGGCGCGCGUCUCGACGGAAGCUGCCAAACGCACCAAGUGAAGCUUGUCGGUGCUCAUGGCUUCUCCAAAACUCUCUUUAUCAACUUAAUCCAACAUUUCGGCGUCGAGACCGAUGUCGCGAAACACCUGACCGAAUCGUACGGCGAUAGGGCGUGGACGGUCGCUGCGUUGUCAGUGCCCACCGAGAAGAGGUUCCCGGUCAGAGGAGAGAAAAUCAGUGCGUUGUAUCCUUUUAUUGAUGGCGAGGUGAGGUAUGCGGUUAGACAUGAGUAUGCACAGACUGCGGUCGAUGUCUUGGCGAGGAGGACGAGACUCGCGUUUUUGAAUGCACAGGCGGCGUUGGAGGCGUUGCCAAAGGUUAUUGAUAUUAUGGCUGGGGAGUUGAAGUGGGAUAACAAGCGGAAGGAGGUGGAGUGGAGAGACACUGUCGCAUUCCUCGAAUCCAUGGGCCUCCCUAAAUCCAAGCUCUCGGCAACGAGAAAACAAGUCGAGAACGGAACCCUCAGUUUCAGAGAUAGCAUCGAGUAUAAGAUGUACUCGAGGCAUGACCAGCCAAAUGAUGAGCUGGAAUCUGACAGCAGACUUGGGAAGGGGAAUCCGGGGUUGAAGGAAGGAGCUGCUGCUGAGAAGUAGGGAGUGCUGCUACGAGGUAGGAAAGGAGUACCAGCUGAGUAACGAAAGGCAUGAGCUGUGAGAGAGAACACCCCGUGAGUUAGAAGGAGAGUAUAAAAUUUGUAAAUAAGGGUUAGAUGCAUACUGUGAAUAUUGAUACGGGUUUGGUGUUUGAAAAUUGUCCUUCCUCUGGCUUCUUGAGGUUUCGUGUCAGGCGGCAGCUUUCCUAGGUAGGAAUUCCCUCCGGGUUUUUGUUUUUCAACUUUGAGGUGCG
This is a messenger RNA of Hyaloscypha bicolor E, 2705 nucleotides long. RefSeq names its product DAO-domain-containing protein. Lineage: Eukaryota; Fungi; Ascomycota; Leotiomycetes; Helotiales; Hyaloscyphaceae. The record is from RefSeq and is a predicted model, not a curated record. Gene Ontology annotation, biological process: glycerol-3-phosphate metabolic process. The transcript has 2 exons. Gene Ontology annotation, molecular function: glycerol-3-phosphate dehydrogenase (quinone) activity. The coding region runs from base 299 to 2452 and encodes 717 amino acids. Gene Ontology annotation, cellular component: glycerol-3-phosphate dehydrogenase (FAD) complex; mitochondrion.